Messenger RNA from Trachymyrmex septentrionalis, 4258 nucleotides. RefSeq lists its product as uncharacterized. Lineage: Eukaryota; Metazoa; Arthropoda; Insecta; Hymenoptera; Formicidae. Gene Ontology annotation, biological process: carbohydrate metabolic process. The record is from RefSeq and is a predicted model, not a curated record. The transcript is spliced from 10 exons. Gene Ontology annotation, molecular function: hydrolase activity, hydrolyzing O-glycosyl compounds. The coding region runs from base 88 to 3606 and encodes 1172 amino acids.
GAAAUCGUUUAUCGGUGAUCGCGGAUUUAAUCUAAUCGCCAGCUUGACACUGAGACUAGCUGAAAAGAUUGUUAUAGCCUGAAAAAAAUGGAUCAUAUUAAAAGAAAGAGGAAGAAGACAGGUGGUGAAAAGAAAGUGCUGCUAUCCAUCGUCAAUCCUUGGGACGUGAAGGUAGCCAGUGUUGAUCCGAUCGGACUGGCUGAACGACGGGGCGUCUCCCUGUGUGUCUUACCAUCACCUUCUAAUCAAGACGAGAGUACCAAUCAGGAGUGGUCGACCUUAGGCAGGGCCCUCAAGACACCGUCACCCUGGUACAAACCUGGUACUGGUUCCACCGAUCACGUCAACUCCGUUAAACCCGAGGAAUCGACGUUAAUCGAUCCCAUCUGGUUGGAUCCUUGGUCUUCACCAGGAAGGUCGCCCGUCAAUAAGAUUCACGAUUCUUUAUCGCCGAAUUCAUCUAAGGAAAGAUUACGAGGUAGCAGACAAAGAACCGGCGAGACAAGGCACGACGAGGCGGGUGAGGUCGACAAUGAAUUAAUCAAGGCUCCGCAGGAAAUUAGUCGCGGCGGUUUCGAUGAUGUGGAUGGUACAGCGACGGUGCGAGUGCGUUUCGAGAUCGACGGAGCGAAGCCGAAGCGGAAUGGAGUGCGAUGUGAGAACGAAUGGGAUGUCGAUGAUCCACCGCGAGUGUUGAAGAAAAAUCAGAGUGCGAACGAUAAUUUGAGGCCCGAACGACGCGAACGGCGACCGAUCGCGAAACAAAAUUGCACAAGCGAAGUGAAUACGGAGAAGAGACAAGAGAGCUCUUCGCGGCAAACGGAUCGUGAUGUGAAAGUCGGUAAAGACGAGAAAAAUGCGAAUGACGAACUGGACUAUUCUCGGAUAAGCGGAGAGAACCCAGCGAUUGUUGACAUCGUUCAGCAUUUGGUGGAAUCCAGGUACAAUCCACAAACCGCAACGGAGAAGAGAAUAAAAAGGAUGCCAUCAUGUCGUCGUCAAGAAACUUCGAAGGAGAUAGAUCUAGUGGAUUCUCCAGGCAAACCGAGCGAUAAUGCCAACGUUGUUGUUAAUGCAGCCCAGAAAGAGAAUAAUCAAGAAACCUCCAACGAGACGACGACGGUGAAAGUAUUACCGGAAGUGACAGUACUACGCACUACGAAUAUAAGAAAGACAAGCAUAUCCAUGCCCAGCAAACUCAACGAAAUGGACGAUCUUCGAAUAGACAGACAAAACGGUACCGCUUCGAAAUUUACGAGAGACGAGAGCGAGACCAGCAGCAGCGUGACUUUCAGUAACAGUGGCUCAACCCCGAAUGGAAGUCCUCUGGGAUCCGAAACUGAAGAGGAAGCAAAUGAUGAAGAAUUGGCUAAAGUACCACUGCAAGCUCCACCGCGAAGGAAAGGCAGAAUUGUAUCAUCCUCGGUCAAUGAAAAAAUGGCAAACGACACCACGGAACUUUCGGGUGUGCAAAGCGCGACUUCCACGAUAACCAGCGUGAAUAGUAUUAGCAGUCUUUUAAAGGAGAAAUUGCAAUUAUCGUUACCACAAGCAUUGCGUAACAGUGCAAGACGUCAGAAUGCUGAUUAUAGGCUUAAAGCAUUUGUUGGUAUCUUGUUCCUCUGCAUCGUUUUCCUUGUCGGCUUCGCUCACAUUUAUUACACUCAGCAUGUUCUACAACGAGCUUAUUUUGAGAAAUUUAGAUUCAAUAAAAACGAAAGAGUGAUGAGAGUCUACAGCAGUUCCGGAGCGGAAAUCAUUGCUGCGCGACUUGGUGAGGGUAUUCCACCAAACACAGGGGUGUAUCCUUGCCUUCCUCAUCAUCAACGACAAGACUCGGUCUGCCUUGAGUGGUUACAGCAAACGCGGCUUUACCUCGCGCACACGAAACGCGAGGGUAUGUACUGCUACCACGUCACCUGGCAAAGUCUAAGUCCUUACUACAAUCCCAAGGACUGCUUCGACUGGUCUUCGAAGAGAGGCCAUUGGUAUGGCGCCGGACAGAUACAGAACAUGGUGUAUCCUCUGGAACGCGGCCGCCUAGAGCUGAGCCCAUUUAUCACGGGCGACGUAAGGAAACACCCGUUUGGCAACGUGCUGAAAAGAUACUUCCUGAAUUCAAAGGGUGCUACAAUCUUGGUGGAUCCCGAAACACCGCUUUAUGUCUCAAUCAACGCUAAUCGUACCAACGACUUUUGCCUUCAGGCGAAACAUGACGCCUUUGCUUAUAUUAAUCAUUUGACGCCGCUACCUCAGCUUAACUACACUAUCUGCGCGACCGACAACAUGAAGAGUUUGCACUCCUCAAUGGCGGAGAAGUCUCUGUGGGACGGUUUGAAGCCCGAUGAACUGCACGCCGUUCAUUCUCUGCUGUCCGAACCAGUUUGGCAAAUCUCGCCCAUCAAUGAGGCGGCCAUUUACAACUAUACAGAAGAUGUGAUCGCGCUGGGAUUCCUUCGUCAAGGGCAUGUCCUAUUGAGUGAGGAAUGGCAACCCAAUCCAGGUGAUUUCGUCUUAGACGAGGAACGAUUCCCUUCUAUGGAGGAAACUAUCAAUAUUAUUCAUCGCAGAGGAUUUAGAAUAGUCUUCAGCAUCCAGCCGUUUAUCUCUACAGAAUCCAUCAACUUCAAGGACGCUGUCGCUAAUAGAUUACUGAUCUCCGAAAGAGGAAGCGAUCCUAGGAUUCCAGCGUUGACAAGGUACAAGCAAAGUAACAGCGCCGGCGUGCUCGACAUUACAAACAACAAGACCUUACCGUGGCUACAGACUAAGCUCGAGAGCCUCAUCAUGAAAUACCAUGUCGACUCGUUUUACCUCGAUUUGGGCACUGCCCAAGAUAUGCCGCAUUAUUACAAAUGCGAGCAGCCUCUCACGAAUCCUGACCAUUACAAGACUAUCUUUACCCGUUCGAUAUUAGGCACCAUACCCGUAAUCGGCGUUUCAAGCGCCAUUUCCAGACCACGGGCACCUGUCUUCGUGUCUCUGCCUCCCUUCCCGUCGUCCUGGAAGGCCAUCAAGACCGUCAUCCCCACCGUUCUCAGUUACGGCAUGAUCGGCUAUCCGUUCAUCAUGCCAGGAGCGGUAGGCGGCGAUGUGGCACUCCCGAUGUCAGACAACAAUCCAGAUAAUGACUACGAAGUAGAUUUGCCAGAUAAAGAACUUUACAUCCGUUGGCUGCAGCUGUCCACCUUUUUGCCCGUGAUCCGCUUCACUUAUCUACCAAGCAAGUACUCAGAUGAGUCGGUCCUGGAAAUCGCCAAGAGACUGACUACUUUGCGGCAGAAAACGGUUACGCCAUUACUGAAGAAGUACGCGAAUGAGACUCUGGACACCGGUUUGCCUAUUAUCAGGCCACUUUGGAUGCUGGAUCCGGCCGAUCCGGCAUGCCACGUAGUGGUCGAUGAAUUUUCCGUAGGCGAAGAAUUGAUCGUGGCGCCAGUGCUUUAUUCCGGUAGCAGGCAGAGGGAGGUAUAUUUGCCGGCUGGAGUCUGGAGGGACGGUAUCGACGGAAGCCUAAGGAAGGGCUCAAGAUGGAUUCAUAAUUACAGAGUAGCUGAGGAUAAGAUCGCAUAUUUCGUCAAAAUGCCAGACAAUACGAGAUUCUGAAAGAUACGAUGUCACUUCACCUUUUUACAUCUGAUGCGAUGCAGGAUAAUAUUGUCAAAGAAUUUUGAGAUCGAUGACAAGGUUUGCUCGUAUACAAAAUGAAUCAUCACGACGAACGAUUUGCCAGUAUGAUGAAUACUGAACGCGCUUAUCUACAAAUUUUUAUCGAUUGUCUCGAUUCUUUAUUAAAUGUACAAGAUGAACUUGUUCCUCGGCAAGUCCCGAAAGUGCAAAAAAAUAAUCGUGCAUUAACAAACAUAUAUCAUUGCAUUUAAAACGACAAGAAUUUUGCAAAUGCGAUGAUGUAUUAAAUAAAUGUAUUUACAAAUUGCGAUUAUAUUAAAUAGAUAUGAAAUCAAUAUCGUGAUCUUUGGCAGAGUGCAACAGGAUUGUUAUGUAGGGAUAAAUACUUAACGACAUGUAAAGCCAUGAGAGAUUUACACGUACAUUAGUUGAGAAUGCAAUAUUUAACAAAAAUAUAUUGAAAAGAUUUGAUAAUAAAAGUAUCCAAUGUUACUGUAUUCUAUAGAUAUGAGAUUAUUGUAUCAACAUUAGUAUUAUAUUAUUACAAUGCAUAUCAUAGACCAAAUAUCGAUACACAUUAAAAAAAACAAGAAUCAAUUGUAGAUUUAACUUAAGCUGUCAAUUAUAU